Apaloderma vittatum (bar-tailed trogon) is the source of this 940-nucleotide messenger RNA. RefSeq names its product chromosome unknown open reading frame, human C21orf91. The record is from RefSeq and is a predicted model, not a curated record. Bases 8 to 889 code for a protein of 293 amino acids. The transcript is spliced from 4 exons. Lineage: Eukaryota; Metazoa; Chordata; Aves; Trogoniformes; Trogonidae.
GGACACUAUGAACGAGGAGCAGUUCGUGAGCAUCGACUUGGACGAUGACAACGUGUGCAGCGUCUGCAAGCUGGGGACCGAGAAGGAAACACUUUCGUUUUGCCAUGUUUGUUUUGAGCUGAACAUCGAAGGAGUACCAAAGUCAGAUCUUCUACAUACAAGAUCUAUAAGGGGACACAGAGACUGCUUUGAAAAGUUCCACUUAAUAGCAAAUCAGGACUGUCCACGAUCAAAACUCUCUAAAAGUCCAUAUGCAGAAGUAAAAAAUAUCUUGAGCAAGAAGAUUAACUGGAUCAUACAGUACGCACAAAACAAGGAUUUAGACUCUGAUCCCGAAAGCUCAAAAACAUCCCAACAUCAGCUUUUUAACUUCAGGCACCAGACUGAUAGAAAAUUACUCCCACAGUUUGACUCCCCAGUACCAAGGUACUCUGCAAAAUGGAUAGAUGGGAAUUCUGGAGGCAUCUCAAGCUGCUCACAAACUCUUUUGGAACAAAGAGAAUCCACUGAUUUCGGACUUGGUGUGUUACAAGAAACAGGUGCUACCUUCUGUUGCAGCAGUGUGUUGUGGCCUAAUCACAAACAAGUCCAGAAAGCCGAGAAAGCCCAAAGUGAUUCACUUACCAGUGUUCGUAGGAGGCAUCCUCAGUACAGCAGGGAAGAACUGACUGUGAUGACUCCUGCAGAGUUAAAGCAACUUAAUGAAAAACUGCUCAAGCAAAUCCAGGAUGUGUUUGAAGAGCUGACGCAGCAAGUCCAGGAGAAGGAUUCUCUGGCCUCGGAGCUCAACGUCCGUCACAUUGCUAUUGAGCAGCUGCUAAAGAACUACUCCAAACUGCCGUGUCUACAGAUGGGACGAGCCGGGAUGAAAUCAAAUGUCCCCAUAUAAAGGGACACAACUCCUGUCCCCCUAUAGACCCAACUUUCCCUAACGGCUUUG